AUGACUCUCGCAGCAGUCGGCCAAUUUUGUGCAACCAAUUCACUUACUCACAAUGCCUCUAUUGUUGCAGGACUAGUCCAUAGAGCAGCAGCCCUGGGCGCCCAGGCUCUGUUCCUCCCUGAAGCCUCCGACUACAUUUCUGGCUCGCCUAAGGAAGGGUUGAGUCUUGCACGAAAUGCUGAAAAUUCGCCCAUGAUCGCAGCAAUCAGGGAGGCUCAAAAGGAAAUCAAACAGAGCGGAAUGUCUGGAAUUGAGGUCUCAGUAGGAGUUCAUGAGCUGUCCUCUUCUUCUGACCGGGUCAGAAACACCCUAUUGUGGCUUGAUUCCAACGGAGACAUUGUCAACAGAUACCAAAAAGUGCAUCUCUUCGACGUGGAGGUGCCCAACGGUCCUAUUCUGCAGGAAUCAAAGUCAGUAGAGCCCGGGUCUGAACUUCCCAAGCCGUUCGAGACCCCAGUGGGAACAGUUGGACCUGCUAUUUGUUAUGAUAUCCGGUUUCCUGAGCUGGCAUUGUUGUUGAGAAAGCAAGGCGCCCAGAUUCUGCAAUUUCCCUCGGCGUUUACAGUCAGAACUGGCGCCGCCCACUGGCACGUUCUUGCCCGAGCUCGUGCUAUCGAUACCCAAUGCUAUGUCAUGAUGCCAGCGCUGGUUGGAAAACACACAGAGGACGGCAAGCGAGAAAGCUACGGACACGCCAUGAUAAUUGACCCCUGGGGAACUGUUCUUGCCGAGGCCAGCGACAUAGACUCUUCGGCUGCAGUUAUUGUUGCCGAUAUCAACCUAGAGCAGCUGAAGAAGGUCAGGACCAAUAUGCCUCUGUGGGACCAGAGACGAAAUGAUGUGUAUAGCUUGCUUGAGGUGAAGAAAUAG
Yarrowia lipolytica CLIB122 is the source of this 870-nucleotide messenger RNA. RefSeq lists its product as uncharacterized. Lineage: Eukaryota; Fungi; Ascomycota; Dipodascomycetes; Dipodascales. Gene Ontology annotation, molecular function: hydrolase activity, acting on carbon-nitrogen (but not peptide) bonds, in linear amides. The record is from RefSeq and is a predicted model, not a curated record.